Molecule: messenger RNA, 2364 nt
Organism: Cercospora beticola
Lineage: Eukaryota; Fungi; Ascomycota; Dothideomycetes; Mycosphaerellales; Mycosphaerellaceae
Gene: APL1
Product: Apl1p
Biological process (GO): intracellular protein transport; vesicle-mediated transport
Cellular component (GO): membrane coat
Molecular function (GO): clathrin binding
Source: RefSeq, a predicted model, not a curated record
AUGAGUGCGGCCGGGCAGGAUGCGAAGUUCUUCGCUAGGGGCAAAGUUGCAGAGCUCAAGCUCGAGCUCAAUCAAGGUGGAGGCAAGAAGGACAAGAACUUCUUGACCAAGAAGAUCGCGCUCAAGAAGAUCGUUGCGAACAUGACAAUGAGCAACAAUGACAUGGUCGCGCUUUUUCCGGACAUCGUAGGUUGUAUGGGCAUACCCAAUUUGGAGAUCAAGAAGAUGUGCUUUCUCUACCUGGUCAACUACGCACGAAUGAAGCCAGACAUCGCUCUCAAAGCCCUUCCCAUACUUAUUCAGGAUCUGGAUGAUACGAACCCCCUGAUACGCGCACUUUCCCUACGAACUCUGUCUUAUGUCCACGUGCGACAAUAUGUUGAAGCAUCAGUAGAACCACUCAAGAGCCUUCUCCGAGAUCCAGACCCAUACGUGCGGAAGACAGCAGCCUUUACAGUAGCCAAAGUUUACGACCACGACAGACACUUGGUGGAACGCAGCGACUUGAUCGACAGACUCAAUCUCAUGCUGAGGGACGAGAACCCCACAGUCGUCUCAUCUGCUCUGGCAUCAUUGAUGGACAUCUGGGAACGGAGUGAAAGCAUUAAACUGACGAUCGACUAUGCUAAUGCCAGUAAAAUCGUUCAGAUUUUGCCAGAUUGCUCCGAAUGGGGACAAACGUACAUUCUCGAGGCACUCACUUCAUAUGUGCCUCAAGAUACACAAGAAGCAGCGUUACUUGCAGACAGAAUUACGCCACGACUAUCACAUACGAACUCCGCCGUCGUACUGACAUGCAUUCGGGUCAUCCUCUACCUGAUGAACUACAUUGACUCCGAUAAGACCAUCGCUGGACUAUGUGCGAAGCUGAGCCCACCUUUAGUAACACUCCUCAGCAAGGGUUCCGAGAUUCAAUACCUUGCACUGCGGAACGCUUUACUCAUCUUGCAGCGACGACCGGAGGUGCUGCGAAACGACAUCCGAGUGUUUUUCUGCAAAUACAACGAUCCUAUAUACGUGAAGGUCACCAAGUUGGAACUCAUCUUCAUGCUGGCCAACGAGAAGAAUAUCAAGGAAGUAUUGACGGAGCUACGAGAGUACGCAACGGAGAUCGACGUACACUUUGUCCGCAAAUCAGUGCGUGCGAUCGGCAAGCUGGCGAUCAAGAUCGAGCCUGCAGCAAAGCUUUGCAUCGCAACACUACUGGAGCUGGUAUCAACAAAGGUAUCAUAUAUUGUGCAGGAGGCCACAGUCGUCAUCAAGAACAUCUUCCGCAAAUACCCGAACCAAUAUGAAUCGAUCAUCUCAACGUUAUGCGAAAACUUGGAUUCACUAGACGAACCGGAGGCGAAGGCGGCUAUGAUAUGGGUUAUUGGCCAAUAUGCAGACCGCAUCGACAACUCCGAGAUUCUUCUUGAGGAUUUUCUCGACAGCUGGGCAGACGAGACACACGAAGUGCAGCUCGCACUUUUGACUGCGACAGUGAAGCUGUUCAUACAACGACCUAGCAAAGGACAAGAUCUGGUCCCCAAAGUUCUCAAAUGGGCGACGGAAGAGACCGACAAUCCAGAUCUGCGAGAUCGAGGCUACAUGUACUGGCGAUUGCUGAGCAGUAAUCCCACGGCCGCGAAAAGCAUCGUCAUGGGCCAGAAACCUGCUAUCACGGCCGAGAGUGAGAAGCUCGAUCCCGUGACAUUAGAAGAAAUGUGCUUGGUCGUCGGCACCUUGGCCACAGUGUAUCUCAAGCCCGUACAGACUGUCUUCCGCUCAACACGGCCUCGGCGACUCCAAGACAGUCCCGCUCUCCAACGAGAGAAGCUCCCUUCAUGGCGCGCACAACAAGAAGCCAACAUGGUUGCUGCAGAUGCGCAGGCGGCUAUCAACGGUCAACAGCAGCAACCGAGCGGACAUGUGCUUGAUGAAGCUGACGCGUAUUUUGCGAGCGUUGGUGGACAAGGGGUUGCCAACGAUGGCUUCGCGUCGAGUCCUACUGGAGGUGGUCACCCCGAGCAAAUGUAUGUUGUUAAUCAGGGACAAGGUUUGGGAACCGUGAGGCCCAUGACGCAUGUGCAAAACGGGGAAGGGGAUUUGCUGUCGUUUUAGGAGAUGAUGGCUGAAGGCAGGGGAGAUGUGUUGGACUGAUUGGAGAUUCUGGACCUGCUGUAUUUUGCGCUCCCAACACGCCGUGCGUGAAUGCGAUAGUAGACACAGCGCGAUGUCGGCCGUCGCUCCUACCAAAGAGUCAAUACAGACCGAUCGCGCGCCAUGUAAAACUUUUCUCUUGGCAAAUGACAUGACUACAUCUGCGGCAGCCUUCGCUGCUACAUUUCACAACAACAAUUGACCCGUGAGCACUGCAAUCAC